AUGAAAUUUCUUAUUGUUAAUGGUUAUCAUGCAUCUCGGAACAACUUAAGAUUAAUUGAAUAAUUCAAAUAGUUAAUGUGGGAUGUAUUAGAAUAAUUAAUUAGAUUACACAAUAAUUAAAAGAAGUUGCGGAUAUUGAAUUUGAGUUCAUAAUUGUUGAUAGACAUUCAGUAUAAGAAUAUCUUUUUGAACCUGAAACAUCAUUUGUUAGACCAGAAUAUGGAUUAAAAUUUGAUGCACUCGAUAUGAUUUUUAUAGCUGCAUCACCAAAUGUUAGGCCAUGGCAUCAUAGAAUGAAAAGUGUAAUUAUAUAUAAAUAAAUAAGAUUAUAACACUUAUUCGAAUGUGUUUAAAAACAAAGAAAUUACUAUUUAUGACUUCAUUUGGUGCUUAAGCUCUUGCAUAUUUAUGUGCCUCAAAUAUUUAGAAUGUAUAAAAUUAUUAUUAAUUGUUUAGUAUAUAAAUAUUACUAAUGGAUAUGGUGAAGGAUGCAAGCUAGUAGAUUUUCCAAAAUAUACAAAUUAAGCAUUAAAGAAUGGGUCUGAUGAUUUUUUUUUAGAUUCAACUACUGGUGAUUUAUAUUUUUAUAGUAAAUAAACUGAUGAAUGGAUUCCUAAAUCUAAUGUUGGUAUUCAUCAUCGAAGAGAUGCUAUGGAAUAUUAAUCUAUUGGAAAAUUUGUAGUUAAAUCUCCUACUUAUAAACCAAAAUAAUAAAUGCUCAGUAAUUAAACAGAAAUGACCUGUAUUAUUAAAAAAUAGUUUUUAAAUUAUUGGUUGUUUAAAGAUGUAUCCAUGGAAUUCUCAAUUAAAUAAUCUAAUUCUUGGGAUAUACAUUCUAUUACAUUCAUUAAUCCAGAAAAAGUAUAUUAUUACAUAUUAUUAUAUAGAGAUUUUAAGUUUUAGCUGAAAACAAUGUUAGAGGACCUUUAAUUUUGUAAUGUGAAAAUAUUUUGGCUCUACUUUUUGAAAUUGAUAAUAAAUCUAAAGAUCAAAUUAAUAUAGUUUAAAAUUUUAUUGAAAAUGCAAUCAAAACUAUUAGAUAUUCUUCACAUUAUGUAUUUUUAUCCAAAUAUCUAGAAUUAAAUAAGUAUAACAUUUGAAAAAUAUUUUAAUACUUAAAGAGGUAUUAAAAACAUUGAAAUCAUAUUUGAUAAAGCUGUGAAAAAAUUAAAUCAAUUCGAUGAUUCUAUGAAACCUAAGGGUAUUGAAUAUAGAAAACUUAUCAAUACACAAAUCUAAGAAUAAGAAAAAGAAAAAGAGAGAAUGCAUGCUAUUUAAGCUGGACUUUUAAAUAGAAAACAAAAAUAACCAGAGUAAAUCUAUUUAAAUUAAUUUAGAGUUGUAUCUCAUAACAAUAUUAUUUAAAAAAAUUAUAAGGUGAAAAGAAGAAAAUCGUUUACUUAAAAAUAAAACUAACUAAUGAUACUUUCUCAACAAGUUCAAAAUCAUGAAUUUCUUUAGUAAAACCCAAAUCUUGAUAACUUUUUUUAUGAUUAAUAAUUCAAAAGUAGUAGACAUAUUAAAAUGAAUACAGAACCAAAACUACACCCUAGAAUUAAGUAAGAUGAAGAUUUCGAGAAUGAUUAAAAAAAUCAAAACCAUCAAUUUAAUCAAAUAUAAGUUAGAAAAAUAUUACAUCCAUCUUUAGAAGAAUAAUUCUUAGGAUAAAGAAAGAUUUGGAUUCCUGGGUUUUUGAAUUAUAAAUUUUCAGAUGUUUAAAUAGGUCUUAAUUCAGCAAGAAAAGUUAGUAGACCUCUGACUGAUCGUUUUUGA
Messenger RNA from Paramecium sonneborni, 1773 nucleotides. The record is from the annotation of a GenBank genome assembly. NCBI's taxonomy places the organism in Eukaryota, Ciliophora, Oligohymenophorea, Peniculida, Parameciidae.